AUGACCCAUGCAGGCUACUGCCUAUUCCUGAUCUGGAUCUCGGGCCAUCGGCACAUGUUCAGAGUAUAUUUUACAUUACAUCAGCAAGAGGAUCUAAACUUGGAAGUCCUCGUAAUUCAAUAUCCCUUGAUUUCUGAUUGUAUACGAUUUACAAAGAACGCUAAACAAAACCUACUCCGUCAAGUGCGUAUCAGCGAAGAUGGAUUAUGCAGAGCGACAGGAACCCUGUAUGGUAAUCAACGUUACAGCGACGUCACCUUGGUCAUAGGAACACGAAGGUUCCACGCCCACCGCCUUGUUCUCAGUGCAUGGAGCGAUGUGUUCAAGACGAUGUUUUGUAAUUCAUCUUGGCAACCGAAUGUUGACGAGCUUCGCACUGACACAAACGGACAGCCACGCCCCCAAUGUCAGGAUCUCGUCGAGGAACAAUAUUGCGAAGAUCACUUUGGGGAAUUCAUCAAGUUUCUUUACACAGCAUCGGCAGACCUGUCAAAAGACAAUGUCCUGCCUUUGGGUCUCCUCGCCGACAAGUACUUGGUGAAAGAGCUAAGAGAGCUAUGCGAUGAAUUUAUCCUGGAAAUACAAAACGAUGUCUCGGAAGUUCUCAAUCUCAUUCAUUCGGCGGCGGUAUUUGGAAUGUCAGAAACAGUAGAACUUUGCCUCAACAGUCUGCGAUGCAACUUUAGUGUUCUUACAUCAGAUCAAAUCCUAAGUCUAGAAAGCGGGCACCUUAGAAGUCUUCUCGACAGUGGGCCAAACCUGAUGGUUGAUGAUGAGUACACUCUCUACAAGAAGAUUGAGCCUUGGUUAGACCAGUGUCAAAGCGGAGAAACAUUGCUCAGUAUCAUGAAGCUCAUUCGGUUCCCCUAUAUGAAUGCCCUACAACUGAGGAAAGUCAGAGAGACUCCCUCGUUCUGCAGAGCACAGGUUAUGAUGCCAGAAUUACCCAGAGAAUCUUGGCAGCACCAGGCAUUGUAUAACGAGGAAAAUUAUGAGGAUCUUCCAGAAAACUUUCCAUGGCCCAGACUGUACCUGGAUUCAAACGAUGCGUCCAGCUUCGAUGGGUACUCGAGCGAUCAACCUAGCCAAUCGGCAAUUAAAGUACGGAUUGGUGAGCUUACACAUGACAAAUGCGUUUCUUGGAUUGGCAAGCGGCUAGGACAACAUCAAAUCUUCAAAAAGGGAUCUUCUAGGCUUAACAUUAAGAUUACCCGGAUUCCAGGAUCAUCAAGAAGAGUCAAUGUUGAAAUUGGAACUGAUAUGAACUCAAAUAAAAGAGUUCAUUUGGGAGUACGUGCAGAUGACUGUGAUCGAGGAGACCCUUUCUUUUUUUCGAAAUGUCUUCCUCCAGUGCAAGCAGCUGGUGUCCACCCAUCACCUUACCAUUCGACAUACUCAUACUCAAGCACGUCUAAGAGAAAUGCACAAUUCAUACUUCCUAACUCGACAUCUCAUUCUGCGACAUGGAGAUUCUACGUUACAGCUGUUAUUGAGGAUGGGAAUACCCAAUACGCAAAGAGAAACGGGAAUGCUCAGCAUAGUUCAACAGUUUGUGCCAAGCAUCCCUACAAAAGACGCACAAUGUGGGGUUACGAUGAUGAAGAUGAACAAUACCUUUCUCCCGCGGAAUUACUCCGAGCAGCUAUUAUGCAGGAACAAUUAAACAGGAUCGCCUUUGCUAUGGCAUGCAGACCAAGUGAUGAUCAAGAAGAAGAUACAGAAAAUGAAGCACGGCAAAUUGAGGAAGCAAGCCGUUUGAGGCAGUUGGGUCUUUCAGCAAACCUAGGGCUACACGUAGCAAAAGCCGAGCCUGACCUUGGGUGCUUUUUCAACCAACCUACCUACAGCGACACAAUCUUACUUGUUGGAGCUUCUUCUUUCUAUGCCCAUCGCCUCAUUCUUUCUUCAUGGAGCAGUGUUCUCAGAGAUAUUGUCAAGAUUCCAGAUAGAGCCCGGGCUUCUGGUGGUCAUGCAAAUGGUGGCUUACAGAGGUACCAACUGGAUGAGGAGCCAGAUUGCUGCAGGGUGUUCGAUACCUUUUUAAAGUUCAUGUAUACUGGAGAGAUAAGCAUCACAGAGGAUACCAUCCUGCCUCUGCUGCAGUUAAGCAACAAGUAUAAAGUUAGAGAACUGAUCAAGCUCUGUGACAGCUAUAUCGGAGCGCUGGAAAUGGAUGUCUCCUCUGCAAUCUCGGUACUCACGCAGGCAAUGAAGUACAAGAUGGCGCACAUGGUGAAAUCAUGUAUCAAUGUUGUCCGCACAAAUCUCGAGCUUGUAACUGCAGAGCAGUUGAAGGCCUUCGACUCGUCAUUGAUCGUUGAAUUACUGAAUUGCAAAGACCAAAGUCUAGUCGUCAAAGACGAAUUUUCCCUGCUGGAGAAAUUGGUACCUUGGUUAUCUGCUUGCCCAGACGACGAGACCUUCAAGACCGUCGUAGAGUCUAUCCGUUUUCCUUUCAUGACAGCUCUGCAGCUAAAAGCAGUCGCGUCGAUUGAUAUCAAAGGGAGGUUAGAAGACGUCAGCCCAGAUUUUUUUGCAGACGCCCUUGAGCAGCAUUCCCUCUAUCGAGAAGGAUUUGUUGAAGAGCUCAUCCAACCUACACCUGCUCCUCGGCUUUAUCUGAACCCCCCAGAAAAGGUCUUUGGCAAGUUUCAAUGUACAGCAGGACAGAUUUACGACGAAGAAGGUUUUGUGGAGGUGCACUUGAGUUCCCCUAUGACAUCAAAGAGAAGCAUUCUCAAAAAGAUCUUAGUUAACGGUACAAAAGAGGGCACUAUGAAUCAUUACAAAGUCCAUGACGCGGAGAAAUGGCUUAUAGAUGUAAAACCGUUUCCUCGAUGCGAUGAAAAGCAAGACCAAUCGUAUGGACUAAUGAUCAGCAUUCUUCUGGAUUCUGACCAAGAAAUCCGUAACGUUCUUUAUUAUCACGACAUUGGUGCAGUGGUUGAGAGGAUCGGAUGUUCAUCUCGAUAUGUCCCGCACAACCGGAAUAUCGAGGUGGCAGUUCAGAUCAAGCACGAAGACGGAUCUAGUCACAUCAUUUCUUCGAAGAAAUUUCUUCCGGCAGCGAUGGUAGACCAACGUAAAGAUUUUCAAAGAAGAGAUGGCAAGGCUAUUUUCUCUUUCAAAACAUCGUUCUACACACGGUCGUGGGCAAGUCUACAGAAUAUCAAAUUGAGGGUGUCUGCCGUCAUCCAUCAUGUUCAUCACGAGGGGCAAACUUAGGAAAAUAUUCCGGAAGAGAACCCGAAACCCUCCUCCAGUCCAGUAGGCCUUUUUUUCUGGACUUGGCUUGUAGAUCAGACUCCACCAAUAAUUCUAAUCAUCGACACAUUUCAUCCGACAAGUUGUCAGGUCUGAUAACUCUCCUCGUCUCGGGGGGUUGAUUGGCUGUUAAGCACACG
Molecule: messenger RNA, 3404 nt
Organism: Lytechinus variegatus (green sea urchin)
Lineage: Eukaryota; Metazoa; Echinodermata; Echinoidea; Temnopleuroida; Toxopneustidae
Exons: 5
Coding region: 1-3225 (1074 amino acids)
Molecular function (GO): protein binding
Source: RefSeq, a predicted model, not a curated record